Messenger RNA from Lagopus leucura (white-tailed ptarmigan), 1484 nucleotides. It is a transcript of the gene HSD11B1L, whose product is annotated as hydroxysteroid 11-beta dehydrogenase 1 like. Bases 436 to 1311 code for a protein of 291 amino acids. The record is from RefSeq and is a predicted model, not a curated record. Gene Ontology annotation, molecular function: oxidoreductase activity. The transcript has 8 exons. Gene Ontology annotation, cellular component: intracellular membrane-bounded organelle. NCBI's taxonomy places the organism in Eukaryota, Metazoa, Chordata, Aves, Galliformes, Phasianidae.
GCUCGGCGCGGUGGGCGCGGGGCUGAUCUCGGUUCUCUCCGCUGUUUCAUCGCGCUGCGGUGCCUGCGUCAACCCGGAGCGCCGUUCGCUGUGGUGAACACCUCAGCUGUGAGGUUGAUGCUGAGUUAACGAGGCCUUCGUUCGGCGCGGGUCGGGCCGCUUUUCCGCAGGCCGGGCAGGGGGAGCAGCGCAGCCCCGCCCCGUGCUGUUAUUUCCUCCCUUCGGAUGCCGUUAUCGCGGCUCCCGGCCUUCGGGGCGGUGCCGGUGUUGCUGGCUGUGACGCCCGCAAAGCGGGGAUUUCCCAAACCCUAAGGCAGCGGGAUCGGGUGGCGCCAAUGUGCGCCGUGCCGUCUGGAGGCGGUGCCCGGCUCCCCGCAGAGUACCGGGCAGAGCCUGAGCAGCUUUUUGUUCCCCUUCUGCACGGCGUGGAGGAAGAUGAAGCCCUUUGGAAAAGUGCUCUGUGCUGCAGGGAGCCUGGCUGUGCUGCUUGCCUUCUUCUGGAGGGACACCUUCCAGCCAGAGCAGCUUUCUGGUGCCCGCGUCCUGCUGACCGGAGCCAGCGCAGGGAUUGGGGAGCAGAUGGCCUAUCACUACGCCACGUUUGGGGCUGAAAUUGUUCUGACUGCCAGGAGGGAAGCUGUGCUGCAGGAGGUGGUGGAGAAAUGCCUGAGUCUCGGAGCAAAGAAAGCCUUCUAUAUCCCAGCUGAUAUGUCUUCCCCUUCCGAGCCUGAUAGGGUGCUUCGGUUCGCCGUCCAAAAGCUGGGAGGGCUGGAUUACCUGGUGCUGAACCACAUUGGCAUUUCCCCUUUCCAGAUGUGGGGUGGAGAUGUGGAGCACAGCCGCUGGCUCAUGGAGGUGAAUUUCUUUAGUUACGUGGCGCUCGCAACAGCAGCUCUGCCCACCCUGGAGAAGAAUCACGGCUCGGUGGUGGUGGUUUCUUCCCUCACAGGGAAGAUUCCCACUCCUUUCACCACUUCGUACUCAGCCACAAAGUUUGCACUGGACGGAUUCUUCAGCUCCCUGCGCCACGAGCUGAUGAUGCAGGAGAGGAACGUCUCCAUCACGCUGUGCAUCCUGGGCCUCAUCGACACGGCCACGGCGCUGGAAAAGACCCGGGGCAAAGUCUUCAUCACUGCUUCUCCUGCGCCAGAAGCGGCGCUCGCCAUCAUUCGCGGCGCUGCCGCCCGCCUGCCGGAGCUCUUCUACCCGUGGUGGCUGCGGCACGUGCACGGCCUCUGGGUGCUGCUCCCCAACCCCCGCGUGCUGCAGAGCUUCUACAACCACAGCGCUUCGAACCACGGCAGCCCCUGACGGCGCGGGGAUCCGCGUGCAGUGAUCGCCCCCCCAUCUUCCUCCAGACCCCGCAGCCGCCCCCCUCGCUCCGCCCCACAGGCUCGGUUGUGUCUCGCGUUCUCCGCCCGGGGCCGGGCCUGAAAGGAGCGAAGCCGGUUGCCCUCAGCCGCUGCCUCGGGGCGCCCCGUGCG